This is a messenger RNA of Lottia gigantea (owl limpet), 1126 nucleotides long. RefSeq lists its product as hypothetical. Lineage: Eukaryota; Metazoa; Mollusca; Gastropoda; Lottiidae. Gene Ontology annotation, cellular component: precatalytic spliceosome; U1 snRNP; U5 snRNP. The transcript has 5 exons. Bases 106 to 393 code for a protein of 95 amino acids. Gene Ontology annotation, molecular function: RNA binding. Gene Ontology annotation, biological process: spliceosomal snRNP assembly; mRNA splicing, via spliceosome. The record is from RefSeq and is a predicted model, not a curated record.
AUUUUAAUGAACCGCGCCAUUUUCCGGCGCGUGAGAAAAACGUGAAAGCAACGAAAUAAUAACAAAGAAGGAAUAUCAUAGAAACUGCAAAAAGAAUAGUUCAAAAUGGCAUAUAAAGGGGGUCAAAAAGUACAGAAGGUUAUGGUGCAACCUAUCAAUCUUAUUUUCAGAUAUCUUCAAAAUAGAUCUAGGAUUCAAGUAUGGUUAUAUGAACAAGUUAAUAUGAGAAUAGAGGGUUGUAUUGUGGGAUUUGAUGAAUACAUGAACCUAGUUUUAGAUGAUGGUGAGGAAGUUCAUAUGAAAACUGGCAACAGAAAAACCUUAGGGCGAAUCAUGUUAAAGGGAGAUAACAUCACUUUAAUUCAACAAGUUCAGGAAGCGGCAGCAUCAUAAACUUUAUACUUUCUCAGUAAUUUUGUGUACAUAUGGACGAAAGAUAUUUUAAAAUACAAUCUUAUUUCAAUCUACUGAUAUUUGCAAAGUGUGUUACAUAAACCAAAUUGAAUUUGGAUUAUUUGGAAGGAAUCAAGCAUGGAUAAAGCAAUCAUUUUUGUGGCAUUUCAUUAUUAAUCAUUAACUCAAAAUCAUGAACAUAUUAUUUGUAGAACGGAAAGAAGAAUUUUCCCUAUAUGAUAGUGACAUUGGUUGAAGAAAACACUGUUCAGAGAUUUGUAAUUGUGUUCAAAAUAGCCUUUUAUAGAAUAAUUAAGGAAUGUAUUGUCUUUGUAAAUGGUUAAGAGAUCAGGUCAUGUCAGGACAGGACAUUUUGUUGUAUUCAAACUCAUAAAUAUCAUUUUAAUUAUCACUGUAAUAAUUGUGUUGUUAUUUAUACCUUUCAAGAGAAUAUGAGCAUUUUGCUGUCAUAGUAACUGUGUGGGACAGGCUAAUUUCAUAAUAACCUCUUUGUUAUUACAUUGGGGCUGCUUGGUUAGUGAAUUGGAACCUGUUCAGAACUUAUCAAUCAAGCACCAUCAAGAUGUACAGAAAAGUAGGACGUAAAACUCCAUUCAUUUCAUUUCAUUUACCAUCAAGAUGUAGUCUUAUCAUACCAACCAGGUCUGAAUACUUCAUAUGUAGGUUGAUUUUUAAAAGAUGUACAAUAAACUGAACAGAAUUGAUAUUCUUU